AUGUUAAAAGAGGGCCAAGUGUCAAAAGACUCCAAGCCAGGCACCGGAGUCGAGGCGAUCCUGGUAGGCCUCUCGGGCCCUUCGUCGAGCGGAAAAACGACGCUGGCGAGACUGUUGCGCGAGGUCUUCAAUCUCGACGCCGAAAGGUGGAAAGUCAGUCUAUUCAUCCUGCACCAGGAUGACUUUUAUAAAACGGACCAAGAGAUUCCGACGGUCACAGUAUCGUCAAAGGAAUUCGGCACCCGCGAACUCCAGGACUGGGACUGUAUCGACUCGUUGGACCUUUCCUUGUUCGAACACACGCUCACCCACCUCCGGAACCACGGAAAUUUACCACCAGAAAGCGUGUCCAAGGAGGAUCAGAACACCGUCGGACACAGCGGGGUCUCUCGUGCCGAGGUCGAGGAGCACAAAGAGAGGGUAAGGACGCGGAUGGAGGAGCUUGUUCGGAGACGCGAUAGCCAGAAGACAGGUGGCAGAGAGGAGAGAGAACGCGGUGGAGGAGGCAAAGAAAUCCGUAUCUACAUCGUCGAAGGAUUCCUCCUCUACCCGCAACGGGCAUCAUCCUCGACUUCUUCAACUUUGUCCCGGCCCUUGUCGUCCGACCAUCCUCACUCGGCAUCAGGAUUGAACCACCUCCACUAUCUAACCCAUACACUCCUGCAUCCGCUCCUCUUCCUCCCCGCGACGCGCCCCCAGACCCUCUCCCGCCGCGCCGCCCGCACGGGCUACGUCACGCUGGAAGGAUUCUGGGUCGAUCCGCCGGGGUAUGUCGAGGACAUCGUCUGGCCCAACUACAUCCGGUACCACGGGUGGAUGUACAAGGAUGGGAACGUGGACGGGGACGCCUUUGACGAGGAGAGCUGUGAGCGGGAAGGCGUCAGGGUCUGUCCGGGCGCCGGGGAAUGGAAAAUGAAGGAGGUGUUGGACUGGGGCGUCCAGAGGGUGGAAGAGGUUGUGCAGGAGCGGAUACGAGGAUUAAGCAACGACGGCUGA
This is a messenger RNA of Cladophialophora psammophila CBS 110553, 996 nucleotides long. RefSeq lists its product as uncharacterized. The transcript has 2 exons. Lineage: Eukaryota; Fungi; Ascomycota; Eurotiomycetes; Chaetothyriales; Herpotrichiellaceae. Bases 1 to 996 code for a protein of 331 amino acids. Gene Ontology annotation, cellular component: cytoplasm. The record is from RefSeq and is a predicted model, not a curated record.